AUGGACCUGUGUGAACACCAGGAGAAGCACUUCCUUGUCGUAGUUGACUACUACUCUCGCUUUAUCAAAAUCCUUCACCUGCCAUCGACCACCAGCAGAAGUGUAAUCCUGAAGAUGCAGUCGGUAUUCGCACGGUUCGGAAUUCCAAAAGAAGUAGUAAGUGACAACGGACCUCAGUUCUCAUCGAAGGACUUCAAGGACUUUAGUGAAAGUUACGGAUUUUCACACACUACGACCAGUCCUCGAUUCCCUCAGGCCAAUGGUGAAGCUGAAAGAGCUGUCCAAACAGCUAAACCAGAAACUGAUCCUGUACAAGUGCAAGAGUCAGACAAAGCAGCCAAGAAUGCCUACAGGUACCACUAUGACAAACGCCACUCUGCAAGACCGCUCCCAGAACUGAAGCCUGGCGACAAAGUCAAAGUGAAACUGGAUAUACAGAAAGACUGGAAUUAUCCCGGUGUGGUGGAGAAAAACUGUACUACUCCACGCUCUUAUCUCGUUGCUACACCAAAAGGAGUACUGCGCAGGAACCGCUGCCAUCUGAUGAAAGUUCCUGACAAUGAUGAACAAGCCGAACCUGCUCCGGACAUCGAGAAUCCGCUGCCAGAGACCGAACCUGCAGCUAAGUCUUACUCACCUAAUUUUACCACCCCUGAGAGUAGCACCCCGUCGAGAAUCACCACCAGAUCAGGCCGCGAGGUCAAGGUCCCACUUAGAUUCAAAGACAGUUAA
Molecule: messenger RNA, 732 nt
Organism: Gigantopelta aegis
Lineage: Eukaryota; Metazoa; Mollusca; Gastropoda; Neomphalida; Peltospiridae
Exons: 2
Coding region: 1-732 (243 amino acids)
Biological process (GO): DNA integration
Molecular function (GO): nucleic acid binding
Source: RefSeq, a predicted model, not a curated record